AUGCCUGCAGCUGCGUCUAGUGCUGCUGCUAGUUUUGAGGCGCCUCAAACUGCGUCUUGUGCUGCUGCUAGGGAGCACGCUGGGUGGAGUAUCGAAGAGGAAGCUGAGAAGGGAAUGGGGAAGGAAGGCGAGGAGGGAAGGUGCAUGAACAAGGAAGAAUUCAUAAAGCAGGGGGCUGAGGAGGGGAAGGGGAAGGAAGGGGAGGAGGAUGGGUGGAUGAAAGGGGAGGAAGCUGAGGAGGGUGGGAAAGAAGGGGGAAGCAAAAAGGACGAAGGCAAGGAGGCGGAGGAGGAGGGAGAGGAAGAUGAAGAGGAGGAAGAUGAGGCAUUGCUGUUGGAGCAGUGGAAAGCACAGGUGCUCAGGAUGACUGCAGCGUUGAGUGUUGGAGAGGGAGGGGGAGGAGAGGGAGGAGAGGGAGGAGAAGCACCAGCAGCACUGGCACCUGAGGAUUCACCUGACGCAGCAGUGGGGCCUGGUCUGGGGUUCUAUGGGGCACUUGAGAAAAAGCCUGGCGCAGCUUCUUCAGCCAAUAAUGUAUCUCUCUGCCGUUUUUCAUCAGCCGCAGCUGCAGCAGCAGAUGCAAUGGAGGAGGGGGCAGCGGCGGCUUUAGAGGCAGCUCUUGCUGACGUGGAAGCAGCAGCAGCAGAAGGAGAAUUUGCUUACACAGGUGCAUAUUCAGGUUCUGGAAACGUGGCAGGUGGUUUGACAAGAGCAGGUUUGGCAAACGUGGCAGGUGGUUUGGAAAGCAUAGCUGGAGCCGGAGCUGCCAAUCCGAACCUACACCCGGAGCAGGAGGAUGGGGAGGAGUGGGGAGGCGCUACUGAGAAGUUUCAGAGGAUGGGGCUGGCUCGAAUGGCCAAGCCCUUGUUUAAAGCUGGGAGGCCGGGUCGAAUUGAUGAGCAGAGCAGUGCUUGUAACGAGGAUGCUUAUAUGGAGAGGGCUUAUGGUGGUCGACAGAGCUUCGACGGUUCGGGUGAUUCUGGUGCGAUAUCAAGUGGUGCAGAGGAUUCCGGUCGUGCUUUAGGAAGUGCUGCUCCUCCCCCUGCCUCUGCCUUCGGCCCUCCUCAUCUUGCCUUCGGCCCUUCUACUCCUGUUGCCGGCUUUCCCAGCGCUCCUGGGUUGGGUGCUCCUGGGUUGGGGGGUGCGCCGCUGUUGGGGGGUGCUCCCCUGUUGGAGGGUGCACCUGUGUUGAGAGGCGCUCCUUCCUUCCCGGCUUUUGGUCCCGGAAAUGGUUUUGGUGGGAAGGCUGGUUUUGGUGGUGGUUUUGGUGCUGGCGGUGGUUUUGGUGCUGGUGGUGGUUUUGGUGCUGGCGGUGGUUUCGGUGCUGGUGGUGGUUUAGCCAGGGGUAUUGCCUCUCACACACCUGGCUCCAACCCCUUCGCCUCUGCAGCUCUUAACAUCGCGGCUGUAGCAGCAGGUCGCCCCCCCCCUAAACACACUCCCAAUCCUCCUCACCUUGCCACCCUCCCGCCCGCCUCCCCUGCCGAUGUUGCUGCUGAUUCUUCUGCAGCGGCGGCGGCUGCAGCUGCUUUUGCUGCUGCAAAACCUGGUGGUAGGGGUGGUGCGGCAAACGGUGGUGGGUACGGACGGAAUGGUCUCUGA
Closterium sp. Naga37s-1 is the source of this 1602-nucleotide messenger RNA. Lineage: Eukaryota; Viridiplantae; Streptophyta; Zygnematophyceae; Desmidiales; Closteriaceae. The record is from the annotation of a GenBank genome assembly.